Molecule: messenger RNA, 9564 nt
Organism: Pseudophryne corroboree (corroboree frog)
Lineage: Eukaryota; Metazoa; Chordata; Amphibia; Anura; Myobatrachidae
Gene: NCOA3
Product: nuclear receptor coactivator 3
Exons: 26
Coding region: 754-4959 (1401 amino acids)
Biological process (GO): positive regulation of transcription by RNA polymerase II; cellular response to hormone stimulus
Cellular component (GO): nucleus
Molecular function (GO): protein dimerization activity; nuclear receptor binding
Source: RefSeq, a predicted model, not a curated record
CCAUGCACGGCUCCCUCACUGUGCUAUAAACACAGGAGUUCACCUGAGGGUAGCAGAAUCCUCUCCUGCCCUCCACAACACCCCCUCCUUCUAUAUCUAGCGACCUACUAAAAAUAAACCCCCCAGUGCAAAGCACUAAGCCUCAUUGUCCCCUGUUGUUGCAGGCGGCGCCGCACGGCUUGUCGGGGGAUGUAGUUCUCACCCCUGGCGGCUCGGGCUGGCGUUAAGGCUCCGAGAACUACAACUCCCAAGAGCCCCCGCGGGAGGACGGAACUCUGCCUGCCCGGGGAGUGUUUGCCAUUUAAAUAAACAGCGAGGAAAAUGGCGGAGUGUUCGGUAGGGGAAUAAAGGAGCAAAAAAAAAAGGAGAGAGGCAGCUGCGCUCCGUAAACUCCAGCAUGGUAGCAGCUACUGUGGCUUCAUGAAUUACAUAUACAAGAUGAAGGAGACACCUGAAUGAGGAGACCUCCUGCACUUAAGAGAGGGCUUAUCUGCUGAGGAUGGAGCAAUGAAGCCACGCCCACAUCAUUAACCUCUUUUGCUGGGUACAAGCCACAUUAUACUCUAUGGCGGCUGUUGACUGUACCUCCGCAUUGACUACUGUGGACGUGGGGUGGGGGUCAUAGAAAAACCCUUGGCCCAUUUCAUUGAUGACUUCAAUCUGAGAACACCUACUAAAAUGCCAAGUGCAGCGUCCCUUUGGUUUAUGUAGCUCUCCGGCCUACUUAAACUCAGCUGCUGAUGUUUGUUCACAAUGAGUGGAUUAGGUGAAAACUCCUUGGAUCCUUUGUCUUCAGACUCCAGAAAGCGAAAACCCUCACUAUGUGACACACCUGGCCCCAGCCUGACCUGCGGUGGUGAGAAGAGGAGACGUGAGCAGGAGAGCAAAUACAUUGAGGAGUUGGCUGAGCUGAUUUCUGCAAAUCUCAGCGACAUUGACAAUUUCAAUGUCAAACCCGAUAAAUGUGCAAUCUUAAAAGAGACUGUCAGGCAGAUCCGUCAGAUUAAGGAGCAAGGAAAGGCCUCCUCCAACGACGAUGAUGUCCAGAAGGCAGAUGUAUCUUCUACAGGACAGGGGGUCAUUGAUAAGGAUUCCUUGGGGCCCCUCUUGUUACAGGCUCUGGAUGGAUUUCUCUUUGUGGUGAAUCGGGACAGCAGCAUCGUUUUUGUGUCAGAGAAUGUCACCCAGUACUUACAGUACAAGCAAGAAGAUCUGGUCAAUACCAGUGUGUACACCAUCUUGCACGAGGACGAUCGCAAAGACUUCCUCAAGAACCUUCCCAAAUCUACUGUUAAUGGUGUCCCGUGGUCCAAUGAAACCCCCCGACAGAAGAGUCACACGUUCAACUGCCGCAUGCUGGUUAAGACGCCGCUCGAUCACCUACAAGAUGGUAGUGGCAACAUAGAUACCCGACAGAGAUACGAGACUAUGCAGUGCUUUGCCCUCUCCCAGCCACGUGCAAUGAUGGAAGAAGGGGAAGACCUUCAGUCGUGCAUGAUCUGCGUGGCCAGGCGUAUCACAAAUGUAGAGCGAGUAUUCACCUCCAACCCGGAAAGCUUUAUCACCAGACACGACCUCUCAGGCAAAGUGGUGAAUAUUGAUCCCAAUUCUCUCCGGAAUUCCAUGAGGCCGGGGUUUGAGGACACAAUCCGCAGGUGUAUCCAGAGGUUUCUUUGUCAUAGCGAUGGGCAGCCAUGGACGUACAAACGUCACUAUCAGGAUGCGUAUGUCCACGGUCACUCAGAGACCCCACUGUACAGGUUCUCUCUAGCAGAUGGCACUAUGGUAACUGCACAGACUAAGAGCAAAUUAUUCCGAAAUCCUGUCACAAAUGAUCCUCAUGGCUUUGUGUCAACUCAUUUCCUCCAGAGGGAACAGAAUGGGUACCGGCCGAAUACAAAUCCUAUGGCACAGGGUGUUCGUCCACCUUUACCUUCAAAUCCCAAUCCUGGCAAUACCAUGAAUGUCUCCUCUGCACAGUCCAUGCCACCCCAGAACAGGAACUAUGGCAUGGGAGAUGGCAACAACACGGCAGCUAUGUCUGGCAUGAGAUACGGCUGUACUGGAAACAUGGGGCCUGCCUCCCAAGCUCCAGGGAUGCAGCAGUCACCUUACCAGAACAAUAACAACAACUACGGACUUAAUAUCAGCAGCCCCCCACAUGGAAGUCCUGGCAUGAGUAGCAACCAACCCAACCUAAUGGUGUCUCCUAGGAACCGAGGAAGCCCCAAGAUGGGAUCUAGUCAGUUCUCUCCAAUUCCAGGGAUGAAUUCUCCGAUGGGCCCUUCUGGGAAUGCCGGUGGAGGAAGCUUCUCCAGCAGCUCACUCAGUGCACUUCAUGCAAUUAGUGAAGGAGUUGGGAGCUCUCUUCUGUCCUCCUUGUCUUCGCCUGGACAAAAAGCUGAGAAUGCCUCUAAUAUGAAUAUGUCUCAGCAAGGUAAAAUGGGAAACCAGGAGUGUAAGAGCCCAUCUGGGUUAUUUUGUGAACAAGGGCAAGUAGAGAGUUCUGUCUGCCAGUCCAGUGGGAGAGAGCACCUUGGUGAGAAGGAUGUUAAAGAAAACAUCAUUGAAGGCUCCGAUAGUCAAAGGGCACAAGCUGAAAGUAAAGGGCACAAGAAACUCCUCCAGUUACUGACCUGUUCUACAGAGGAUCGCGGUCACAGUACAAUGACCAAUUCAACAAUGGACUCCUCCUGUAAAGAUUCAUCCACCAGUGUUACGAGUCCUUCAGGAGUGUCAUCCUCAACCUCAGCAGGCGUCAGCUCUACAUCCAAUAUGCAUGGGUCCAUGCUUCAGGAGAAGCACCGCAUUCUUCAUAAGCUUUUGCAAAAUGGUAACUCUCCUGCUGAGGUUGCCAAAAUCACAGCAGAAGCCACUGGCAAAGACAAUUUUCAGGAUUCAGUUAGCUCUGCACCUUGCGUGGAAGCGACAGUGAAACAGGAGCAGCUAAGUCCUAAAAAGAAAGAGAACAACGCACUCCUCCGAUAUUUGCUUGACAAAGACGAGGCGAAAGAUCAGCUGUCCAAGGAUGUGAAACCAAAAGUGGAGCCUAUGGACAAUAAACAAAGUCAGUGCAGCAGCUCUGCUGUUCCCACCUCCAGCCAGGACAAAGAGAUCAAAAUAAAGUCUGAACCUGCAGAGGAGGUGGCAGGAGAUUUAGAUCACUUAGAUGCGAUUCUAGGUGACCUUGCAGGCUCUGACUUUUAUACCAAUUCCAUGAGUUCGAGUACGAGUAACAUGGGAACUAAACAACCUGUGUUUCAGGACAAUCCCCCUCUAGGCAUGAGGAGUCCACAGAAUGUGCCGAUGAGCCGGCCUCCGUUUAACCGGGCAAUGUCAUUAGAUAGCACUAUGCCGGGAAACUCCACUCCACCAGUGAGAAAUGUUAGUAACUUCCCAAUGAUGCAAAAGCAGAGUAUGAUGGGAAGUCCCAGAAUUAUGGACACACAAGACAAUUUUGGACUGCUAGGGAACAAUUCUAACAGGAGUAUGAGCCAGCACCCAGCAGGGGAGUGGGGUAUGCAGGGCACAGCUGUCAACCGGAUGGAACCUUGUAGCACAGGACCAGUGGGGAGACAGGGGCCAGAAUACAACACGCCCAUGCAGAGGCCUGCAAUGAGCGGAAACAUGCCGGGGCUUCCAGCCCGAUCCAAUAGUAUCCCAGGGAACCGGCCAGUGCUACAGCAACAGAUGAUUCCAAUGAGACCUAAUGAAAUGGUGAUGGGAAUGGGGUCCAAUCCUUAUGGACAGCAGGCACCCUCUAACCCUACGGGAUCUUGGCCAGAAAGUAUGAUGUCAAUGGAUCAGAGAUCUACUGUAUCUCAGAGCAGGCAGCUUGGUCGGAGUUCAUUAGACGAUCUCCUUUGUCCUCCUUCAACUGUGGAGGGACAGACAGAUGAGAUAGCUCUGCUGGACCAACUCCAUACACUCCUGAGCAGCACAGACCCCACCGGGCUGGAGGAGAUAGACCGGGCACUUGGUAUACCUGAGCUUGUUAACCAGGGCCAGUCUCUAGAACCCCAAACAGAUGCCUUCCAGCCACAAGAUUCCCCGGUUCUGAUCGAUCAGAAGCCUCCUAUGUAUGGGCAGCCCUACCCAGGGCAGGGGUCCGCAAUGCAAGGAGGAGGUUUCAGUAACAUGCAGGGGCAGCAUGCACCUUUUAAUUCUAUGAUGGGGCAGAUAAGCCAGCAACAAGGCAACUUCCCUCUGCAAGGAAUGCACCCGAGGGCCAAUCUAAUGCGACCCCGGACAAAUAUCCCCAAACAGCUGAGGAUGCAACUACAGCAAAGGCUUCAGAGUCAGCAGUUCUUGAACCAAAGCCGGCAGGCACUUGAGAUGAAGGUGGAGAGCAUGAACGCAGGUGGAGCUGGGGUUAUGCGGCCAGUGAUGCAGACUCCGGUGGGGUCACAGCAGGGAUUUUUGAAUGCUCAAAUGGUUGCUCAACGGAACCGGGAGCUGAUCAGUCACCAUAUACGCCAACAGAGAAUGGCUAUGAUCAUCCAGCAGCAACAGCAGCAGGGACAGUCACAGGCAUUCAGUCCUCCCCCAAAUGUGACUGCUUCACCUAGUAUGGAGAACCCGCUUGGUGGUCCCCCCAUGCCUCAAGCUCCUCCACAACAGUUCUCAUACCCAUCUAACUAUGGAAUAACACAGCAGGCUGACCCCACCUUUGGAAGGGUUUCAAGCCCCCCAAAUGCUAUGAUGUCAUCGCGAAUGGCUCCUUCCCAAAAUCCUCACCCUCAGACCACACAAAUGUACCAGUCACAGGACAUAAAGGGCUGGCCUUCAGGAAACCUGGCACGGCCCAGCUCGUUCCCGCAGCAGUAUAACCACCAGGGCAACCCUGCCACAUACAAUAUGAUGCACAUAAAUAGUAAUGGAAGCCACAUGGGGCAAAUGGCUAUGAAUGCCUUGCCUAUGUCGGGCAUGCCGAUGGGACCUGACCAGAAAUAUUGCUGACGUCACCCUGUUCUCACAAUGAAAAUCCUGCGUUUUGAACUAGAGAUGCACUAUAGUGGAAAAAGUUCUAUAAAAGUAUAUAUAUUUCUGUAGCAAGUUGUGGCUUGCUUAGGCCUUACCAAGGACAAACAGGUUUGUACUUCCUGCCCAAGAUGAGGUCAUCAGAAACACAGGCCUGGACUUUUGGCAGCAACAAAGCGUUGGUUCUGAUGGACAAUUCAAUGGAUACUACUUGUUUUUAGUGCUUGGAGACACAAGUUGUGAAUUGGGUGGUAACAUUUUUGUAUAGAACCUGGUUUGGCCGGUUAUUUACUGAAUUCUGAAACUUUAUUUCUUUAUAUCCCAAAGCACCUGGAACAUUUUUAACUGAAAACUUCAGAUUAAAGUCUGCUUUUUUUUUGUAUUUGGUUUCAGAGUAGUAUUCAUAUAAAUCUUUGUGACAUUUGGCUCUGAUACAGUUUAGAAGAAAGAAUGUUGAUUUUGGUGUGCAGUAGACUCGCACUUUAUGACUGUUGAAAAAACCCAUGAAUUUACAUUUUCAUUGUCUAAUAUUGAGAUUGCAAUAUUCCCCGCUCCCCUACCGCCAUGUAUAAAUAGCGCAGCCAGGCAUAUUACUUGUCAUCCCCUCCCUUCCUUUCUAUUGUGUAAACAUUUUGUACAUAUAUCUUUAAAAUACCUUAUUAUUGUAUAUGACUUUUUCUAGGUCAGUGUAUGUUUGUUUUUUCUCUAAGCUUCUAAAGCUGUGUAUUUAAGCCUGUGACCGCCAUGGGUUUAGAACUCCUCGUUUCUAUUUGGCCAUGAGAGAACUAUUGGGGGACAGUGAGGACUCUUAAUGUGUGUUUAAGAACUGGAGAUGUUCUUGUCCUUUUUUGCUCCAGGGUGUAAAUGAACUCCACAGGUUGUCUGAGAAUGUUUGUGGUAUAGAAUGUACGAUGGGGUUCCUAAAAAAAAUUAAAAAGGGAGAGAAAAAAAAAUGAAAUAAAGAUUCCCUGCGCAUAGUUAAUUAAAUUUGGGAAUAAAGUAAUGCAAGAAUUUGGUCUGACUUAUAAUUAUAGCAAUAUUUGUGUUUUGUGUGGUACAUGCAAUUUUUUCUGCUUCAUAACAUAGUUGUGCAUUUUGCUUAUGUCCUCCAAAACGAUAUUUUAUUAGUUUAUAUCCAAAAUGUUUCCUGUUUUGUUACAGACACACAAUAUUAGUAGAUAGUCUGUUAUAAUCAUUUAAAAGCUUUUUAGAGAAGAACAACUCAUGUUGUUCCAAUAAGAAAAGUCAUGUUUAUGUCAUGGUUUAUACUUGUGCUAGUUUGAUGCAAAUAGUUUGUGGUUUUAUCAGGGCAGAGCGUCAGCGGGGCAGCAGUUCAAUAUUACAAGAGUGCAGGAUUUUAUUUUAACACACAACAUAUUUUUGCCAAAUCGCCCACCAUUACAUUUGUCCCAUGGUGUCGUAAAUGGCUCAAAAUCUUGGAGAGUACAUAGAAAUUGAGAUUUCCCUCUUUGUUGUGCCCUACACUACAUACAUUGAGAUUACUGUAGCCACUGUUUGUACAACAGAAGGCACUGUACUGUCAACUGUUUUCACCUCCUUGACUGACGUCUCUAUAAAGUACCUUCGUAAUUCUUCAAGUAGCUAUGUCUGCCCAUCUUGCACACAGUUGUCUCAGAGGCCUGUAAAAAGGUAAUGAGGGUCCAUGCCUUAAUAUCAGGCAAUAGGUAAAAUGCAUCUUUAAAGAUUUGCGAAAUGGUAAUAUUUAAAUUUUGCAGAAAUAUCAAGUGUUCUGUUCCUUCUUCCAUUGUCAAAGACCCUCCUAUCCCACUCUACCUGCCUACCAACCAUUCUGUGGCCUGCAGAUGUUGAGGACGUAUGUACAGUUUGAAUGUUACGGUCCUUCUCUUCUUAUUGGAUUCAUUUGUGUUUUCAGUCUAGUGAAACAUAGUUCAUUCACAUCUAUGCACUUUAUUAAUCCCUGAAAAACAACCAGUAGUGCAUUAGAAUCUAUAGAAACCAAACACACCUAAGGAAGCCUGGUGCACAGGCAAGAAUGUUAUGUAUCCUUUAAUAACCAGACAAUUGCAGUUUCUCUGUUAGUAUAUUGAAAAUGAGAGUGAACAUCUGUAUGUUGUGGCUGUCACCAUCUUUUCCUGUGCACCAGAAUCAUGUGGAAUUGAAAUGGGCACAAAAUUGCGUUGCAGGUGCGAUGAUCCUGAUUCUUUUUUUUUUUUUUUUUUCAUAAUUUAACGUGCGUUUCACCGUUCAUUGUAUGGAGUGCUGUGCAUCUCAUGGAAAACAUGCCACAUACAUGUGUGUCCUUCAAACGUAUAAAUGUGAAUAAAGAUUAAUGCGGACAGCAAUAAUUAAAAAUAACAUUAAUUACAUAAUGUACAACAUGGGGAUCACAUGAAUAACUGGCAUUUAUAAGCAAUGUGGAAUUAUAAUAAUAUAACCAAAAAUUAUAUAUUUUAUGCACUCACAGGUGCCAGGGGAAACACCAAAAACUUUUUGCCCUUCCCACGUGCACCGGUGCGUGCACAAAAAUCCAGGCACAACGUUUAGUAGUUAGAUCACCAAUUCAUAAAUAUAACAACCUUAAAUUUGUACUAAUCACCAGGUAAUUAAGCAAGCUGCUCCCACUGAAUAGUAUAGGGUUAACUAUACUGGAUUUGCAAACAUACAAUACUUAAUAGAGAGCGCUCUCUAUUAAGUAUUGUAUGUUUAAUAAUAUAACCCCCUAUACUGUCUUAAAGGUAUAUUCAGUAACUGUCGGAAGCUGGCGUCUUGACGGAAAGACGGCAGCUUCCGACCGAUUUCGGUCGGAUGGGGUUCCAACCUAUUGGACAAGUCGGGAAUCACAUGGAUCGGCGGAAUAGCCGCCACUCCGCAUGCUUGUGAUGGAAAUGGAGCCAAAUCCGACAGGUUUUGGCCCCCUUUCCGACAAACUCAGUCCAACUUGAAAACAAGUCGGAUUGAGGUGAGGAGACGGGGAGCGGUGCAGCAGGCUACGGGGAUGAGAGGUACCUUGCCUGGCCGUUCCCCUGGCCAGGCACCUCUCUCCCUGCAGCACCUCCCCCCCGGCCGCAGACAUCACUAGUCUUCACUGCCGCAGAUGCUGGCAGCUCGCCCCGCCACCCGCUGCUGUCCAUCUCCCGCCGCCGUCACACCCCCCCCCCCCCCCGCCACCCACCUCUGUCACCUACUUUCCGCCGCAGUCUGCUCCCCCCGCCACCCCUGUCAGCGCACCCGUCAGCCACUGACAGCAGCGGCAGAACAGCACCCUGGGUACGGACAAAUCAGACAGUCGGAUUUGGCUCAAAUGAGACAGUUGGAUUUGGCCAUCCAUUGAAUAGGGGUUGUCGGAUCCAUUCCGACAAAUGCAUGUUAGAAUGGAUCCGACUUUUAUUGAAUAUACCCCUUAGUGUUCCUCCACCACAUAACACACACCUACUUUCAAGGUGUUCGUAGGGUAUAUGUAGCACAAAGUCACUGUUAUAAUUAAGUACUUCUGCAGUCUACUUGUGCUGAGAAACUAAGAAAUGUUAAUCAACAAUUGUCCAAUUUGGAAUUUGCAAAUCUAAUUUUUGGCAGAUGUUGAUUUGUUUCCCAAGCAUAUAACUAUUUAUUUUGUUAUGUCUGGAAAAUGGUUAGUUAAUGUUGCAGUGUCCUCAAGCUAUAUACCUGAGUGACUGCUAUCCUUUCAGUACUUCCAUAAACUACUGCUGGCCAAAAUCCUCAAUACUGGAAGACUGUUACUCACCUGCUGAGAUUUCCUUGUGGAAUAUCUUCACUUCUAGAUGUCAGUGCUUAAACAUUCCUUGUCCCUGCCCACUCUCCCAAAGUUUACCAAUGACCCCAAAUUUAUUAACGUGCAAACUUUUUUUACCCUGCUCUCAAAUUUCUUUUAAAUGGGAUAGCAAUUGAUGCUAGUUUUGUGACAAUCUGCAGUCAUUUUUUCUUUUUUAUGAAAUUGUGUGAAGCGUACAUAGUCUUCCUUUACUGAAUUCCAUUCACGUUCUGUAAAAUUUUCACAAGUGCUUUGCGUGGCACAUUUCUGUGGCUGUUUUUAGUUGAAUUCUUCUCCCACCUGAUAUUUGUCUGGGGGAGCAUUUGUCUAUCAAGCAAUAAUCUCUGCGUUCCUCCCGUGCCUUCCCUGCAGACUCGGCCCCCGUUUGUACCACAAGAGCGUCCGCCGGGGGCAUUGUGCCUCUGGCAUGGAAACUUUGUCUUUACAGAAUUGCUAACUGUAGAGGUAACUUUGUGCCAGUCAAGGUGUCUUCAGAAACGUAUGUGCAACACAAGAAUGAGCUUGUUUAUUAUAUGUAAUAUUCUGUAAAAUUGUAUAUUUUACAUUGGUGUGAAAUAAAAGGCUUAGUGUCUGUUUUUCAGUGUAACUUUUUUUUGUUUUUUAAUGUUGGUUGAUUUAAAACAAGGGGUUUGUGAUUUUGUGUAAUUAAAGAUAUUCUAUACUGCAAUUAUAGCUCCGGUUUGUCUCAAAUCUUACUAAAGAAAAACUAUUUCAUCUGAUUGUUUUCCUUAUAUUUAUCAUUUGGCAGUGGCAGUGCUAUAAGAAUGUAUAGCUGAAAUAGGCAGUGUCUGAUAAAACAAUAGCUUCAAUAA